CAAAAACAACUGUGCUAAAAUUGUCACCCCGCGCGGGUACGGCGAUUGUAACUUUAAUUUAUCGCCCAGGCUAGAUACUCGUGGUUUAGCGCAGAUAUGACGCUCAGACCAAGUGGGAAGGCGGUGCGGUGGCAGCGCGUCUCAGACCGGUUGUCAGGAGAUAACUAGCUGACAUCGAUCCAGGCAGUACUAAUCGCUUCCUCUCGCCAUCUCCCUUGACAAGCAUCCAAGCGCGUCUUUAUAUUACUGAACAGCAGAUCUGCAUUUUGACGAAUCUCUGCGUCCUACACCUCUCCGCUAGGGUUCUCUCCGGUUGUCCUCUUAUUUGUCCGCCAUUAUCAGCCCGCCACCACCAUGCGGAACGUCUUGUUCAUCGGUGUAUUUCUGAAAUCUCCCGAUUCUGCCCUGAAAUCUGCCGAUCCUGCUGCGAAAUCGAAUGCCGUGCAGCUAUGUGGCGAGGAGGAUCUCAGCGACUUUCGGUGGUAUAAGGGCACUAUCCGCGAAUUCAUGGUGACUUAUUGUGACAUCUUCGUGCAGCGUUCACAGCCAGGUGUGCCAAUGGCCAUCCGCCAGGAAGUACAGGGAGAGGGAUAUAACUUCCAUGUGUUUUCCCGGUCAGAGGGUGUGGCAGCUGUUACUAUCGCACGUCAGAGUUACCCUGAUUUAGUGGCACACAGUCUUAACAGAAAAGUGCUCGAUUCUUUCCUCACCAAAUACCCAACCUCAUCGUUCCAGGGCCACACUGCAGAGAGCCACCCGUUCGAUUUACCAGAGCUGAAGGAGUACAUUGUCACCUAUCAGGACCCAAGUAAAGCCGAUAGCAUUUCGAGGGUCCAACAGGAGCUGGGCGAGACAAAGCAAGUCUUACAUAAGACUAUCGAACAGGUCCUGGAGAGAGGCGAAAAGAUCGAUUCUCUUGUUCAAAAGUCCGACUCGUUGAGUUCUCAGAGUAAAAUGUUCUACACACAGGCCAAGAAGCAGAACUCUUGCUGCUCUGUAAUGUGAAAAGCCAGCCUUGCGCCUUUUCUGGCGGGUUAUGGCCCUGCAAGCCCAUGCUCCUGGUUUAAUGUCACCUUGGCUAGAUCUGUUUUCGUCCGUUCAUUUUCCUUUGUGAGAUGUUGCACCUUCUGUCUGAACUCACAUUGAACCAUCUGCUAGCACCUUUCUUAAUGACAUGCGUUGUCGGAACGUAUUCUCAUCGUUGAUCAACAUUACAUCUUAUCUUGGCCUUGCUUGAGAAAUGGAGACAAUAGGACAGCUACGAUCCUCUUGUAGCAUGAGUAACGAAAAUAUUUUGCCUCUCCUUCUUCCACCGACUUGCUCUUUCUCGCUGCUAUCGCUGUGUUAUGUCUCGCGGUUAUAUAGUAUACGGUCAGAUUGGAAUUGAAAUGUGCAUAUAUAGAAAUAUCUGGAGCGAAGCUCGCUGAGCUUGAAUCCUCUAGCAACUAGCUCAGCCUAUUUACCUCUAUGAGUGGAGCUAGAAAGGCGUGGGAGAAACCCG
Molecule: messenger RNA, 1501 nt
Organism: Paecilomyces variotii
Lineage: Eukaryota; Fungi; Ascomycota; Eurotiomycetes; Eurotiales; Thermoascaceae
Product: Longin-like domain-containing protein
Exons: 6
Coding region: 355-1005 (216 amino acids)
Biological process (GO): endoplasmic reticulum to Golgi vesicle-mediated transport
Cellular component (GO): membrane; Golgi apparatus
Molecular function (GO): SNAP receptor activity
Source: RefSeq, a predicted model, not a curated record